CUACGAGUGUUGCUACGAGUGCUACUACUACGCGUACACUUAUCCUAUCUCAUCCCAUCCCAUCCCAUCCCCAUCCCACUAUGAUCUAUCCGCCAUCCCAAUCUUGUCCUAAUCCUUAACUCUUCUCCUACAACACCUAUUACCUACCUCUACGCCUACAACUACAUCACCGCCGCGCCUCUCCCUCUUUCAUCCUUCCCUUCUUCUCUCUUUCUCUUUCCCUCCCUCUGCGCCGCAUAUCCUUUCUCCCCGUGUCCAUACCUCCUCCCUCUACCCUGCGGCACGCCUCGCCUCGCCUCGCCAUCGUACUUACCCACCCACUGGAUCGAUCGAGCUCCUCUGACCGGCAUCUGUCAUUCCGAACAUCUCACCUCCGCCCCGCUUGGCUGCCUCCAAAAGCCCGCUCGCCAGCCCAAUCAUAACCAUGGAAGGAGGACACAAACGCUCCAAGUCGGCGAGCGUGAAGAACCUCCUCUCGCGGGUGUCGUCCAACACCAAGAGCGACGUCACCGACUCCAACGGCGGGCCCAACAACAACAGCAGCAGUAACAUCGCUGCCACCGACACUGGCCCUCCCGGCUCGUCUGCCGCCUCAAUCAAUUCGCAGCAAGCAUCAUCCGUCCACUCCUCGCAUCAUCACCAUCAUCACCACCAUCUCCAUCUCGGUGGUCCCCAUCGUAGUGGCUCGAAACACCGCCCACACCUCUCCGCCACCAUGUCUAACCCAUCUGCCCCAGACAGCAGCAACCUCUCCCCCGCAUCACCGAUCCAGCCAACGAGCAGCGCUGCAGCAACGCCCACCUCCCCAGCGUUCAAAGGCGCUUCCAUAGAACAGUCCGUCAAACUUUUCCGUGUAUUCGAGUCCCUCCGCAAUGGUGACACGGGCGCCAUCUCCAAGGCAAUAAGGGACCAGGUCAACCCCACCGAUGGCGAGCAGAGUGCCUCCUCGCUCUCAUUGCCCACCGCACGAACGGAGGGAACCUCCAUACUCCAUCUAGCCGUCCAAUGCGCAGAAGCACCUGUUGUUGAAUUCGUCCUCUCGAAUGCCACCCCCAGUCCCGACUCCGUCAUCGACAUCAAUGGCCGAGAUCGCGACGGAAACACCCCGCUUCAUCUAGCAGCCACCCUUGGCCGGGCACCCAUCGUGCGAAUGCUCCUCGACCGCCCCGACAUCAAUGACUCUAUUGCCAACUACAUUGGCCAGACUCCCCUCGAUCUCGCCCGCACCCCCGACAUCUUCCAACAACUUCAACUCGCUCGCUCGAUAUUCAUUGACACACAUGUGAAGAAGAUCCAGCAAUUGGUCGGUACGGGCGACAUCGCUGGCAUCGAGAAAAUACUGCAGGAUCCGAGAGUGAAGAGUACAUUGGACGUCAAUGGCGGGGAUCUGGCCACCGACCCCGUUGUCGUCGACGCCGGCGGCACACUUCUGCACGAGGCAGCGAAGCGAAAGAACAAAGACCUAGCACAGCUCUUGCUUCUUAAUGGCGCAGACCCUUUUCGCCGUGAUCGCAAAGGAAAGCUACCCCAGGAUUACACAAAGGAUGAAAGCACUCGCAGGAUACUGAAGCGCUCACCCGCAGCUGCUGCGGCUCAGAGAGGCAUUCAAGAGAAGACUAUUUUGGCUGGCGCUGCGGCGCAGCCUGGUGCUGCAGGCGACAACGGUAUGGGAGCUAAAGAGUCCCGUGAGAUGAAAGGUUACUUGAAGAAGUGGACAAAUUACACAAGCGGGUACAAGCUCAGGUGGUUUGUUCUUGAGGACGGUGUCCUCAGCUACUACAAGCAUCAAGACGAUACUGGCUCAGCUUGCCGAGGCGCCAUCAACAUGCGCAUUGCGAAACUAUUCAUGGAUGCCCAGGAUAAGCUGCGGUUCGAGAUUCAAGGAAAGUCUUCGGUCAAAUACCACCUCAAAGCCAAUCACCAGGUCGAGGCUAAGCGAUGGUUUUGGGCCUUGAACAACGCUAUUCAGUGGAGCAAAGAUGAGGCUCGCGAGGAGGACAAGCGAGCCCAGCGUGACCAAGAGGCCUUGAAGCAGGCCAAAAUCGAGCAACUGGCCCCGCGUCCGUCGACGUCAAAAGAGGGCAGUGAAGCCCCCAGCAUCUCUAGCUCGCGACUCCACGCACAGAAGAGCCUUGCUCCCUCGACCGCUCUCGGCGUGCCACUUACAAGCCAGGAUACCUCGUCGCGACAUGCUACGAGUAUCAAUGAGGAUCCCGAUAGCGUUUAUGAACCAAGCAUGGCUGGGAAUGAGCUAGGCAAGAUGGUCAGCCAUGUUGGUACGGCGACAAUCGAGGGCGAUCUGGACGACGACGACGAGUACGGCGACGACGGCAGCAGUCGCGAGGUGAAACCGCACAAUAAGGAUGCCUUCAAUAUCACUGCUCAGUCCGCGAAGGUGCAGCUUGAUCUUCUAGAGCAGGUCACUUUGGCGCUUCAGUCCGAGAAGGACAAGAACUCUUCGAUGCAAUUGUCGGAUCCCCUCAUGGUGCAGACUCUUUCGUCGUACGAAUCAGCCAUUGGAAAUCUUAAGGGCCUUGUUGGAGAUCUCCUCAGGAUAUCUAGGGACCGAGAUGCGUACUGGCAGUAUCGCCUGGAUCGGGAAGCCAAUGUUCGCCGGAUGUGGGAGGACAGCAUGGCCAAGGUUGCGAAGGAGCAGGAAGAGCUAGAGAACCGCAUCGGCGAAUCGGAACUCAAACGAAGGAAGACCAAGCGUGCGCUUCGUGAGGCCCUGGAAGAUUACGACAUGGACGACGAGGCACCGCACGAUCAUAGCGAUGAUGACUUCGCGGAGGCUGACGAGGCACUGAACAACGAGCCAGAUACCAAAUUCAUUCGUCCUACCCGGCCGGGCACCACCGUUGAUCAAAAAUUGCGAAGAAAGGCUACGUUUGCAGAUAUUGCUGCUGACAUGUCAGAGUCUGAAUCCGAGGAUGACGAGGAGUUCUUCGACGCCGUUGGUGCUGGCGAGGUCGAGGUUGCGGAACUGCCCGUUGUCGCCAGCCCCGCACUGCAACCCGCGGACACUACCCAAGGCGAUGAUGAUAUCUACGCGAGCAGGCACGCAUUGAUCGAGACUGGUUUUAGAGGGUACGAAGACGGUCCACGAAAGAGACUUGCAAUGGACGCAGAUGACCGGCCGAAGAUCUCAUUAUGGGGCAUCUUGAAAUCUAUGAUUGGUAAGGACAUGACGAAGAUGACACUACCCGUCUCCUUCAAUGAGCCGACAUCACUCCUGCAACGUGUGGCGGAAGACAUGGAAUACACUGAUUUGCUCGACACUGCCGCCGAGCGUGUUGAAUCGACCGAGCGAUUGCUCUAUGUCGCUGCCUUUGCGGCCUCUGAGUACGCAUCGACCAUCGGGCGUGUGGCCAAACCGUUUAACCCUCUCCUUGGUGAGACGUACGAAUACGCCAGGCCCGACAAGGGCUACCGUUUCUUCAUCGAGCAAGUGAGCCAUCAUCCUCCGAUUGGUGCUGCCUAUGCGGAGUCGAAGAAGUGGGAUUACUAUGGUGAAUCUGCCGUGCAAUCCAAGUUCUACGGCAAGUCGUUCGACAUCAACCCUCUCGGAACAUGGUUCCUUCGCCUCCGACCCACUGCCACCGGCGGUAAGGAAGAGCUGUACACCUGGAAGAAGGUCACCUCUUCCGUCAUCGGCAUCAUUACCGGUAACCCGACUGUUGACAACUACGGCCUGAUGGAGAUUAAGAACCACACCACCGGCGAAGUUUGCCAACUGAACUUCAAGCCCCGUGGGUGGAAAGCAUCUUCCGCAUACCAAGUCGCCGGUAAGGUGCUCGAUGCCCGUGGUCACGUCUGCUGGAGCAUCGGCGGACGCUGGAACGACAAGAUCUAUGCGCGCCUAACGCCCGGGUUCGAAGACGCCGAAAUUGAGAAGGGUGGCGCCAAUCGUGGCCACGGCCACAGCGACGAAAACAAAGCCUUCCUCGUCUGGCAAUGCCACGAACGCCCAACCGGCAUUCCUUUCAACCUCACUCCCUUCGUCGUCACUCUCAACGCCAUCCCCGAUGCCCUCCGCCCCGUCGUCGCCCCCACCGACACCCGCCUCCGACCCGAUCAGCGUGCCAUGGAGGAUGGUGAGUACGACUUCGCGGCCACGGAGAAGAACCGCGUGGAGGAGAAGCAACGAAAGACACGUCGCAUCCGCGAGGCCAAGGGCGAAGAGUUCGAGCCCAAGUGGUUCACCAAGGGAACCUGCGACAUCACAGGCGAGUCGUACUGGGUGUUCAACCACGAGUACUGGAAGGUCAGAGACGAGGUCGCGAACGAGAAAUCGAAGUGGGAGGACCAUGGUCUUGAGGAUAUAUUCUAAGCCUACCACGAGGAAGAUGCUGUGGGACAUCAUUGGAGACGUUUGGUUAUUGUUGUACAUGAAUGAAUGAACAGAAGUAAAUGAACCGGCUGGCUACCUACGCUACCUUAUUCACGACUUACAUACACAUAAAUACAUGGUUGCAGAAGAUGAAAUAAUACGAUGACUGGACAAUCAUACACAAGAGAUCACCUUCACCCAUUUCCCAUUUCUUCCGUUUAGUAUGCGUGCUCGUUGCGUGGAUGUAAUUCGGUACUUUACCAUCACUCACAUUCCGGAGGACCGAUCUUGCGAUUUCUUAGAGUAGAUAGAUCAC
Molecule: messenger RNA, 4646 nt
Organism: Aaosphaeria arxii CBS 175.79
Lineage: Eukaryota; Fungi; Ascomycota; Dothideomycetes; Pleosporales
Exons: 5
Coding region: 425-4330 (1301 amino acids)
Biological process (GO): endocytosis; exocytosis; piecemeal microautophagy of the nucleus
Cellular component (GO): membrane; intracellular membrane-bounded organelle; nuclear envelope
Molecular function (GO): protein binding; sterol binding
Source: RefSeq, a predicted model, not a curated record